CUCCCCAGUCGUCUUAAUUAUUUCAAUUAGCAAUCACGUUUCCUCAAAGUCAUGAGUUAUUAUUUCAUGGACUUUAUGUUCUUUUCGCUUUCGUCCUGUAUCUGAAUCCUCUGCAGGAUUAAGUUGUUUUGCUGCUAUCGUACAACUCUUCGCUCGUCUCCCCCUUCUUAGUCUAAGUUUUACUCAGAAUUGCAAUCUGAAUACACCAUUGUAUUCGUCUCGUCGAGAGGAGAAAAAUGGUAUUUUUUGGGAAUUUUUUGAAAACCGGAAGCCACCACACACGCCACCUACACGCCGGUGGUGAGGAGCUCGCUGACGUCAUCGCUGAUGUCAUCCGGCAGCAGUUUCCGGGGAAGAAGAAGACCUGCAUCAUUGCUGACAUCACCAGCGAGUCAGCGCCGCAUCAUCGACACACACGCAAUCUUUGCCUAGUCAGCAGCCCGUGUGUCAGCCACAUCAACCGCAUGGCGUGCAGUUUGUAUACCGUGGGAUCAUCCCAUGGUGAGCACCAUGCUCCAGGCCAAAAAACGAUGCAAUUUUGAUCAAUUUAAAAAAAAUCGUGUGAACAGUACACGUGUAUAAAGUAACUGUUUUUUUCUUUUUGUCCAAGUAGCAUGAACGAUGUAACUCGUGUGUAACGAAAUGCAACUCAC
Molecule: messenger RNA, 653 nt
Organism: Cuscuta europaea
Lineage: Eukaryota; Viridiplantae; Streptophyta; Magnoliopsida; Solanales; Convolvulaceae
Source: the annotation of a GenBank genome assembly